Molecule: messenger RNA, 4047 nt
Organism: Monomorium pharaonis (pharaoh ant)
Lineage: Eukaryota; Metazoa; Arthropoda; Insecta; Hymenoptera; Formicidae
Product: NCK-interacting protein with SH3 domain
Exons: 8
Coding region: 778-2868 (696 amino acids)
Biological process (GO): endocytosis
Molecular function (GO): Arp2/3 complex binding; protein binding
Source: RefSeq, a predicted model, not a curated record
CUUUCAUCGCAGUUAUAAUGAAUUUAUGACAUCAGAGGCGAGAAAUGUCAGGUUGACCUAAUUUUUACUCUUGUAGCGACUUUUAGCGAUCGUUUGGUAUAUGUACCAAAACCAUAGACCUAUAAAAAACGAUGUCCAGAAGAGGUGCGAGAGAGACAGACUUUUUAGUACUACUAGUGGAUAUACCAUAAGAGCCUCCGCACACACUUGCAUAACAUAUAACGUAUAUACAUAAGCAAAUUGAUUGGUCCAUAAGCAAAGUGCAUAAAAAAUUCAACCAAUCGAAUUUCUAAUGCAUUUAUGUUAUGCGUGUUAUGCAAAAGUUGUGCGGAAGCCCCAAGGCCGCUUUCACAUGCGGCGUAACUUGCGUCGAAUCAGGGCAUGUUAAAGACGCUUUAACGUGGCCUAUGACGAUGUGAUUGGUCAACGCAAGUUACGCCGCAUGUGAGAGCGGCUUAAUAUUCGAGAGUACUCUGGUGACAUUUUUGAACGCAGUUCUAAACGGUAAUUUUGAUUGGCUGCUUGCUUUUCAGCUUUCUGCUCUUCUUCCAAGAGUUCCGAGGUGUAAAUUCGCCUUGACUAUCUCUUUUUAUGUAUGAUACACGCGCGUUUACUCUCCCGAAGAGGGCCGGUGUAGUAAAAGAUUGACGGAAUAAGGAGGGAAGUAGAAAGAAAAUGAGAUGCCUGAUCUUAUAUGAAAGUAAGUAAGCAAGCGGCAUUUCGAUUUUUAGCUGGGCGUUGUCACGUUAGGACCAUCGCAUUUCAUUUUUGCUUUUGAUGAUGGAUGAUAACAAUAUGAUGAGGUUAGGUAAGUACGGUAUACAUAUGUAUAUCGUAUCGAAUCACAUACUUUCGAGAUUUAUUCUUUUUCCUCUCUUUUCUUCUUUUACAUCUUAUAUAUUUACAGCUACAGAUAGCUACGAAAUGGUUAAAGCCUUAUAUGACUUCAAGGCCACGUUUGCCAAGACACUAAGCUUUCGGGAGGGUGAGUACUUUAUUCUGUUGCAACGUAAUGUCAAACAGAAAAACUGGUGGCAAGUUGUGAACAGAGGAGGACGUCUGGGCUACAUACCAUCCAAUUAUGUUGCCUCUGUAAAAGUACAAUCCCAGUUUGUGAUUGAUUUCUUGGAAGAUUGUAUACUGACUUUGGAAACAGAAAUUAAGAAAGACAGCGACUCAGUGCAGCCUGACAAGCAAGAUCUCUUGGCAAAGCUAACAGAAAGGAAGAGACAGAUUGAUCUAAGCAAAAAAUCCAAAAGACAAGCGCCUAAACCGCCAGAUUUAGAUUGUGGCAUAAUAUCUAAAGAAACACAUUCCAUGAAUGCUUGUGACAAUAUAGAAGCUGAUGUUAAAUUAGCGCCCAGCAAUGCUUCUUACAUGACUGCACAGACAACUCUUCGUGAUAAUAAUGUAGAUCAUAUUCAAGCGAUUGCACAGUGUCAACGACCAAAUGGAGAUGAGCAACGUGUGCUUCCUCGUCAAUCGUCCUCUGACAUUGUGCAGAAAGUUCAAACGCCCGUUACAGAAGUUCGUAUGAGCUCCUCCCAAGGUAGCAUACAAAAUGUAUGCAGUGAUUUGCCAAUUAAAAACAAUUCGCCUGUUAAAAAUACCUCGCCAAUUAAAAGCAAUUCCUUACAAGCCAUUAACUCGCGAAGCGCUUACCAAUUACUCGAUCAAGUACGUAAAAAUACUCAACUUAGUCAUGAAAUGUCGAAAGUAGCAGUCACAGUUGUAGUGUCUAACUUGCGGCAGUUGCUGCCAGAAACUGUAAGUCAUUAUCUUGAUGCUUUGCUGCAUCAGCUACAAACACCAUUGACUGUAUCAAAAAUGAGUAUAGAAGAAACUUAUGAUGCUAAUAGGUUAAAAAUUAUUUUUACUGAACUAACUUCAUGCAAGGAAGAUUCGCAACAAAGAAGUUGGAUGCUUUAUGAAGAUGAAUCUAUCAUUGUGGAAUAUAUCAAAGAAUUAACUGAGAUAUUGACUAAUGCUGAUGCAAAUGUAUCGAGAUACGUGUUAAGGCAAGAUCGAUACAAUGGCGUAACAAUUUUGAUACAGUAUUAUCAAAUGGAAGCGAGAUGGACUAUUAGACAACUAUUGUUGCAAUCAUUUGGCGUUAUGUGCAGUUUAGAUCCAGUUGUUCUUACUAUAAUGUUAAAUAGUAUUUUACCAAUGGAACUAGCGAGAGAUAUGAAGAGUAAUCCUAGGAAUGUAUUAAGAUUAAAUUAUUCUUCAUUACUGCUUACAAUGAUUUUUUCUAUGGGUGAACCCAUGCCAGUUACCCAUUUAGAACAGCUUGGUUCGGACUUUAUAUCAUUCCUGUUAGAUCUAAUAGAAACACCACCUGAUACAGAUCUGGAAGAUCAGAUCCCAGAUUUGUUCAUAAACUUGAUAUUAUCCUAUAAUUUGCAGUUUACUACUUCUGAGAAUAUCGUUCUAAAUGCUUUACGCGAACGAACUGUGGCUAAAACUUUUACUGAAAAAAUUCUAUUUCUUUUUAAUAGAGAAGAGGAUCCAGUACGAAUAUUUGAUCACGAACCACAACCACCACACUCAGUGUUAAAACUUUUUGUCGACUUGUUUAGUAAUGAUACUAUAGCGAGUCUCUUUUACACCAACGAUGUGAAAGUUCUUAUUGAUAUUAUACUACGACAACUUUUCGACAUGUUUCCAGGUGAUAAGCGUAGACAAUAUUUGGAGCUUUGUCGCCGUGUUCUACGCACAUCCAAUUAUAAUGAGCAUCGACAUCGAUCUGGAGAUUUAUUAAAAUGUUUUACGAGGAUAUUUUGCGAAGAAACGGCAGAAAGUCAUGAAGACCAGCAAGUAGUACGCGAAAUUAGCAACGAAUUUCCACAUUUGUUUAGAAUGUGACAUUUAAUUCCUUCAUCUUAUCAAGAUGUUGAUGAAGAUGACUUGCAAACUCUCGUUUAAGUAGAUCUGAGAAUAUAUCAAUGGUAUCAAAUAUCAAGAAUGUCAAGAAAAUCAAAUUCAAGACAUUUUAUUGAUAGUUCUUAUAGCUCUUCUAAAUUUUAUCUAGUAAAGGAAAACGCACACAGCUUAUUAAAUAAUGAUAUGUUUUAUGACUGCCAUAAAUGUCUUCAUUCUGUUGGUGCUACAAGAUUACUUCUUCGUGUAAGUAUUUAGGAAAGAUAUAUGAAAUUAUUAUAUGUACAUAACAUGAAACCUAACAAAGAAGUCAUUCUUUUCUUUCUUAUGAGGACCAUUGAUAUUUAAAAACAUUCCAAUAUUCGCAUAGUUAAAUAAUAUUUAAUAAUUAGUAAUAUAACAUAAUAUACAUAUAUAACUUAUAUAUAUAUAUAUAUAUAUAUAUGUAUAUGUAUAUGUAUAUAUGUAUGUAUGUAUAUAAUUGUGUGGGAUUGAGAUACAGCACGGGACACGACGCGUACUCAACGAGCUCUCGGAUGCUUCUGCUUCUCGCUCUUCGAUCCUCUGUCUUAUAUCCUCGGCCAAUUCUUUGAUCUCGCGGCCGCCGAUUUCCUUUUUGGAAAAAGCAUUUUGUCCGCCGCGCUUUCCUUUCGCACGUCGCCGACGCCGCGUCGCCAAUGAACGUCGCGACUUAUCAGACGCCGCCGCACACACAUAGACACUUUUCCACUCUUCUUCACACGCAUACGCACACGCGAGACUUUUCGGAAAAACUUUGUUUUUCGCAAAAUCGCCGCGCCGACAAUCGCACCGCCUAUAUCAAUCGUUUCCGCCUUUUGCUUGAAACUUCCGUUCACACACGCACACUCGGCAUAUGCACACGCACACACAUACGCUCACCUUCCUGCAUAAUGAUAACUAUUGUUUUCUAAAUAGGAGUUACAGGGUGCUUUUUCUUUACGGAGCGUUCCCGUUUACAUUGAAUUCUUCUCAUCUCCCGAACCGACCUGGCCAUUUGCUACCCUUUACAUACUACUUCCCUCCCCCUCACCCCUUCUCGCACGCCCUCAGCCCUAAAUUAAUUAUUGUCAGUUGUUUACAAUCUUCCCUAUAUUUUUCUAAUUGAGAAUUUAGCUCGUUUAAUUUAUCUUCUAGUUUUUUGUU